UAUCUCAACGAGGAAGUAUUGUGUCAACCUAAAUACUACUGGUUACUUAUGCAUAAUCUAUUAAAGAGUACAAAUACAUUCACGACGGGCAAAGGAAGUUUACAACCGUUUUGAAAGUGGAGACCAUAGCACAUGUUUAUGAUUACCAAUCAAUGAUGCGCCGUUUGCUACAACACGAAGGUUUUAAUAUUCUUAAACUGCAUGUAUAUAUGGAGCACCAUUGUGUACAUUUAAAUUCUUCUUUAGUUGUUGUGCUUCUCAGUGGAUUGAUAUUCUAAUAAGUUUACUUAAACACAGUUACGCUCGGGUUGAGACAUUAUUUGGUAUUUUGGUAGAAAUAAAGAUUGUUCACUGAACUGAUCGGAUAAUCCAUUCACAACUUAAAUUUUCAAACACCUGAAAGACCCGAUGUCAUGUCUAUGUGCACAUACUUUAUACCACUGAUACUGUCCCUUGCGGCAGUCAGAUCAGAGGUUGAUUGCGACGCACCCAAAACGAUUAAACGAUGUGACAUGGAGGCCCGGAGUUGCUCACAGAAGUCUAUAAGAUUCGAUGGUGACAAUGAAUUUUUCAACUGCUCUGUUGGACAUAAAGAAGAAAUAAUCAAUUUCAAGAAAACGAACUCCCUGAGAAAAGAUGUUGCUACUCUAUUCGACGCACCUGACCUGCUUGGUGUUAGCUCGUACUGGAUUCGUGAAUUAGACAGUUUCGACAGUUUAGCUAUUGAGAUCACAUUUCGCCUACCACGAGCAAUUCACUCUGGCGUUAUUGACCAAGACAAAUCGAAACAAGAUGGACGCUUAUACUCAGGGAACAAGGAGCAAAUGACCUAUGGAGGACAUUACCAGCAUCCCAACGCGAUCUUCUUAAAAUUUUCCAGCGUAUGGGAGGAGGCGUACCGCGAUUCUUUUUACUACAAAUGCCCUCGCGAGAGAAUCUUCAUUUUCCAUAAUUAUUCCCCACCCACUCAUUACGACGUGGACCAUCCGAGGAAUAUAUCCUACCGGUGCAUGUUUGGUUUGGAUAUAUCUAACCCCAAAUAUACCUACAUAUUGAGUUUGAACACGUCUGAUGGGCGAUCACGUGAUUUCUAUAUUACGCUACCAGUUCGAUACAUGGACAGUAAGAACUGGCGACCAGCGGUGGCCACCAAUCUCAAUGUGAGUCAAAGAACUAUAGAGGUCAUCGUGGAGCCACAGCCCCGGAAUUUUACUUCUCUUGGCUACGAUGUAACCCUCUGUACAAAAGAAAGGGGCUGCGGUCCAACCAACCAAAUUUCUGUGUGGGAUACCAAUCGAACAGUGUUUAAGGACAUAUCACAUGGCGUGUAUUUCGUAAAGGUUGUAUCCAGAACCUGUGCUGCUGCAUACAACUGCUCGGAAGUCAUAUCGUACACAGUUGACGCAACAAAAAUUGAAAAGAACGCAGAAUCUCCUCUCCGCUAUUUAGCUGACUUGCAACCGACGCAAAUCGUUACCAUGGUGGUCGGCUGUGUUGUCGGUGUGAUGUUGGUGUUGAUGCUGACCGUUGUUACUUCGAGGUCGUGUCUUCGUCGACGACGAAAACGAGCAAAAUAUGGUUUGCGUGUUUUUGACCAUGACCAGAAGCCCCAAGGAAUUGUGAUACACCCAUUUCUCGACGUUUCUCGUAGCAACAUCAGUACGGACCGGAAGUAUGUUAAAGUAUUGGAAGACUUUCAAAACUUUAUCGAGAAAGAAUGUAAAUGCAAGUUAGCCCCCAUCCCCGUUGAUUGCUUAAAUGGCGAUACAACAGCUUUGGACAGGCUUUUCGGCGGCCUUAAAUUCGUCAUCGUGGUUUGUACCGACAACAAUUCGAACCGAUAUUUUCGAACACUUUUAACGAGAGCAAUUCACAAGAAAACACAGGAAAAUAAUUUAUUUGUAAUACCAGUUACUUUCUCUUGCUUUCCUUCACCUUAUAAAGAGAAAUGUAUUGAAGAAAGCAUGAUAGAGCUUUUGCAAAACAUGAACGAUUUGUUAUCUAAGAUACACUGUAUAGACUCGGAAGAGGACGAAUUUUCGCGAUUAAAACAGUCUUAUGAAAACACUCCUGAAUAUAAAGAUCUAGAAUCAUCUAUUAAAGAUGCCUCACCAGUGUCGUAUUGUGAAAACAUAAAUACUAAAACUGAGAGCGAACAAGGUACAAAACCUAUCUGUGAAGGAGAACGCAAUAGUAAGCCAUUUGUAGGUAUCAAUCAACCUAAUUCUACCAAAUGCGAAAGAGACGGUUUUCAACAUAAACCAUGUAUGCAAGAUAUAGGAGAAAAUAGUCCAGAAAUUAAACAACAAGAGAUAGCACGUAUUAAAACGAAACUAAGUAGAUUUAAUGACUCUAUCUCGGAUAUAUCCUACAAUGGAGCGCGACCUAAGGAAAGCUGCCGUAAAGUACACGUCGCAAGCGAACAGGGUGGAUAUGUACCAAAUGUAAUCAGUGGAAAUAAAUUUCAUCAAUGCGAUCAAACACCUUAUCAAUCUUCAUUAAAUAAUGACAGAGGCGGACAAUCAUAUCAAAUGAGCGCACCACAUCGGCAUAUUUUGAACGAAAAUGAACGACUGCAUAUUAAAACAUACUCUGUACCAUACACAUCUGGCAUACAUGAACAUCGCAUACGAAGUCAACCCACGGACUAUGAUAACGAAUUGACGUUGCUUGCUCGAGGACAGGGCUCCAACAUUGAAAGCAACGCACCGUAUGUUAUUUACGAACCAUCGGCGAAUUUUAGCCCCUCAUUUGAGUACCAAGGAAUGAAUGAAAAGGUGCCUAUAUCACAUACACACGACUGGUCAAGUAGACAAAAUGACAUUACCAUGCAAAACAUAGCAUGUGCGAUUCCACGCACAGAACACAUGCAAUUCGACUGUAAAUAUAACACUUUCAACCACCAUAGCACUCCAGUAUGCUAUGGCCAUUUGAAUCAGGAUUUGCAAACUCGGCUUUCAAGUAAUUACUCUCGAGAUCCGUAUUAUGGCGAACAAAAUAUACAUCCUCUAUCCAACAUGAGUCAGAACCUUUCAAAAACAAGCGAUGCUAGACCUAACAAAGAUACAACUUCUUCUGCUGCUACCGCUGAAGUUGCAAAAACGUCGAUUUAUUUCCCUGCUUUAGACAAGUUUACGACAUUUGAUGUUACCAAAACUUCAAUUGAAAGUGGAAAACUAAGAACAAAACCGAAGGCGUUAUCCAUCCCCUCGGAUCUCAACACUAUUUCUGAUUGGAUUCCACCGGAAACCGGAAGUAUACUUGUUACAAGCAAUGACGACCUGAUGGACAAAAUGAGCAAGAUCAAUGAAAACUAUACUGAGGAACUUCAGGAACUUAAGCGAUGAUCAUCAAGCAAACCGUUUGUGUACUUAUCCCGGGUACAAUUUAAACUGGACCUAUAUUACUCGAGGAGGUUUAUCAUUUUAGGACGAAAUACCCUCGACAAAUUAAACGCAAUAUUUAUAUUUUAUUGAUUAUUGUUCACUUCUUAGUCUGGUUACUUUGGUAACUUGCGCCUUUUCUUGAUCACUGUGAUACCUCGAGUUACAGAGGUUUCAUUGGAAUCAAAAUGAAUUGAUACAAAAUGUACCUCAAACAGUCUAUUUAACAAUAAAUUAUUGGAUACAAUGUAAUUUCUUCCUAAAAAAGCUAAAUAUUUUAGUACCAUUGAGAAACGCUUGCUUUUAUAUAUGUUUUGUUUUAUAUUAUAUCUUGUUUAUAUUUUAAACAGUUACAACUUAAGUGUAUUUGUGACAUAAUUAUAGUAUAUAUUUCAUAACACGUUUUAUUCUCGCCCAAUUAAGGUUAAAUAAUGAACCGCCACAUGUAAAACAAUUCUUUAACAGAUGCCCAAUUUCAGAGUUCAAUUCAACUGUAUUGAAUCUACAUUAUAGUCUCGUCAGCUCACACGUUUACGUGCCUGUUUUAUUCCAAUCUUUUAUUAUUAUAUUUCAAUAAAAGGAAUCAAUAUGAAAGAACAGAAAGUCAAUAAUAUAUAUAUCUCAAGAAAAAAAUUCCUGCCAGACUUUGCUAGUGUUUUAUGUCUUAAAACGUAUCUAUAUAUCACUGAAUAUUGACGUGUUAGUUCCCGAAGAAU
Messenger RNA from Dreissena polymorpha, 4099 nucleotides. RefSeq lists its product as uncharacterized. NCBI's taxonomy places the organism in Eukaryota, Metazoa, Mollusca, Bivalvia, Myida, Dreissenidae. The record is from RefSeq and is a predicted model, not a curated record. The transcript has 11 exons. Bases 414 to 3347 code for a protein of 977 amino acids.